UUUGUUAAUACUUUAACAGUAAGAUUUGUUAAUACUGUAACAGUAAGAUUUGUUAAUACUGUAACAGUAAUAUUUGUUAAUACUUUAGCAGUAAGAUUUGUUAAUACUUUAACAGUAAGAUUUGUUAAUACUGUAACAGUAAGAUUUGUUAAUACUUUAACAGUAAGAUUUGUUAAUACUGUAACAGUAAGAUUUGUUAAUACUGUAACAGUAAGAUUUGUUAAUACUGUAACAGUAAGAUUUGUUAAUACUGUAACAGUAAGAUUUGUUAAUACUUUAGCAGUAAGAUUUGUUAAUACUUUAACAGUAAGAUUUGUUAAUACUGUAACAGUAAGAUUUGUUAAUACUUUAACAGUAAGAUUUGUUAAUACUUUAGCAGUAAGAUUUGUUAAUACUUUAGCAGUAAGAUUUGUCAAUGCAAGAAGUUAUAUUUGUUUAAUGAUGAUAGAGGAAUGA
Messenger RNA from Lottia gigantea (owl limpet), 456 nucleotides. RefSeq lists its product as hypothetical. NCBI's taxonomy places the organism in Eukaryota, Metazoa, Mollusca, Gastropoda, Lottiidae. The transcript has a single exon. The annotation marks the transcript as partial. The record is from RefSeq and is a predicted model, not a curated record.